Molecule: messenger RNA, 1707 nt
Organism: Dermatophagoides pteronyssinus (European house dust mite)
Lineage: Eukaryota; Metazoa; Arthropoda; Arachnida; Sarcoptiformes; Pyroglyphidae
Gene: PolA2
Product: DNA polymerase alpha subunit B
Biological process (GO): DNA replication; DNA replication initiation
Cellular component (GO): alpha DNA polymerase:primase complex
Molecular function (GO): DNA binding
Source: RefSeq, a predicted model, not a curated record
UAUGUUGUUUUGACAUGUUUAAUUUUGAAUGCUUUCUUCGAAUCAUAUAACAUUUAUUUCGAUCAUAAAUUGAUAAAAAUGGAUUUUGAAGAAAAUAAUCUCGAAAUUGAGUCAUCAGUCGAUAAUCAGGAUAAUAUUGGAUCAGAUCUAAAAAAUAAUGAUAAUUAUUUCGACAAUGAUGAUAUAAAAGAUGAUUUUUUAUUUGAUAUUCCCGAAUUAUCGCGAACUAUUCUAUACUUUGGCAGUUCUUUGGAGGAUAAACAAUGGAUGUGUGAAAAAGUCAAGUACGAUUUUGACAUGAAUUAUAUGGCGCCAAUGAUCGCGUUAAAAGAACCAUUCAAAUUUAUGUCAUCCAAAUUUAUCGAAUCAAAUGAAGCUCUCAAUAAUUAUUUGGAUAAUUUUAUUUUCGAAUUGAAAAAUUUUUGCCAAGAAGACAACUCCGAAUCGGAUACAGAUCUUAUUAGUCUAAUAAAAGAUAUUGCCGAUGAAGAUUCAUUAACCACGCGAUUUAAAACAAAAACUGUCGUCGAAACAUUGUACGCUGGCCGAAUACGUUAUGGCACGACAAAUGGUCGCUUAAACCCACAGAUUAUACAACUUGAAGGCCCUUUCUCACUGAAUCGUGGCGAAAUUAUUUCCUUAGAUUUAUCACUUCUUAAGAAUUCACUCAAUGAAAAUGGUGAAUUUAAUUACUCUUUAUUUCCAGGAAAGAUUGUCAUUUUGAAAGGGCAAAAUUUCACGGGCAACUACAUCAGCGUGACAAAAUUCAUUGAUUAUUCUAAAUUUAUCAUGCCCGAUUUCCCAUUGAAAUGUCCACCGGUGUUACUUGACCAACAUUCUUUUAAUAUUAUUUGUGCUUCUGGGCCUUUCGUUAGAUUUGAUCCACAGUCUAAUGCAAAAUAUGAUCCAACUGAUACAAGCUGUGUGCUAGCCAUCGCUGAUUAUCUAAAACGUUAUAAUCCUGAUGUUUUGCUUUUGUUCGGUCCAUUUUUCGAUGAAUCACAAUUGGAUGCCAUACAAAAGUGGUCACUACAAGAUACUCUUUCGGAUAAUUCCUAUCCAUAUCAAUGGAGCUUGGAACGAUUAGUUCAUAAUCAGAUUCGUGCAUUGAUGGUUGCCAUUGAAGGACGAUCAAUUCAUACUAAAAUCGUAAUCAUACCUUCCUCCAAUGAACUAGGACAAGUGAACGUUUAUCCAAUGUUUCCUUUGGAAAAUAAAUUUUCCACUGAAUAUCCCACUGUAAAAUCCUAUUCGAAUCCUUCAUUGUUGAACAUCGGCGGCAUAGCCGUUGGCGUUACAUCGACAGAUAUUCUUUUACAUUUGAGUCGGAAAGAAAUUCAUAACAUCGAUUCGACUAACUCGAAAAUACAAUCAGAACGACUGAAGCGUUUGUGCGAGCAGAUUAUUUUACAUCGGCACUUUUAUCCAUUAUUACCACCAGAUCCAAGUAUCAAUAUGGAAUAUCCUCUGUAUCAUCAUUUAUCAAUGGUUGUCACGCCACAUAUUCUUAUUAUACCUUCUGUACUUCGACCAUUCGCUUACAAUAUCAAUGGAACCAUUAUCAUAAAUCCUGGUAAAAUGAUAAAAAAUACAUUUGCACGCAUCAUGUUCGAGCCGUUAAAAAAUGAAAAAAAUUAUUGUGGUUCUUUGUAUCAAUAUACCAAUGUAGAGAUAAUCAAGCUUAAACCUUAAACAAGUGAUAAAAUU